Messenger RNA from Canis lupus familiaris (dog), 1617 nucleotides. It is a transcript of the gene SUN3, whose product is annotated as Sad1 and UNC84 domain containing 3. Lineage: Eukaryota; Metazoa; Chordata; Mammalia; Carnivora; Canidae. Gene Ontology annotation, biological process: nuclear envelope organization. Gene Ontology annotation, molecular function: protein-membrane adaptor activity. The transcript has 10 exons. The coding region runs from base 156 to 1397 and encodes 413 amino acids. Gene Ontology annotation, cellular component: nuclear envelope; meiotic nuclear membrane microtubule tethering complex. The record is from RefSeq and is a predicted model, not a curated record.
GGGCGGGGGGCAGCUUUCUCCCUGGAAGGAGAACCCCGGGGAGGGGAGCCAAGAGAGCAGCCCUGGACCCUGGUGGGGUCAUGCUGUCCACACCGUAGCUGCCAGCCAGGGGCUGCUCUCCCCUCUUCCAGAGCUCUGCUGCCUCGUGGGGGGAAAUGAGUGGGAGGCCAAAGCCAAGAAGGGGCGCCAGGCUUUUUCGGGCUCAAUCGGAAGAAGCCGGCAGCAGCGCCAGUCUGCAUGUCGCGCUCCUGGAGUGCGGAAGCCCCGACCCCAACGGGCUGACCCGGUCCACGAAGAUGGUCCUAAGCACCUUGUGGAUCCUGACGCUCCUCCUCGUAGGACUUGGAAAUCAUAGGUGGCUUAAAGAAGCAGAGUUUCCUCAGAAAUCCAGACACUUUUAUGCUUUAGUUGCAGAAUAUGGUUCAAGGCUUUAUAACUACCAGGCCCGACUUCGAAUGCCGAAAGAGCAACUGGAGCUUUUAAAGAAGGAAAGCCAGACUUUGGAGAACAACUUCCGUGAAAUUCUAUUUUUAAUUGAACAAAUAGAUGUUCUGAAAGCACUCCUUAGGGAUACGCAGGAGGAUUUGCACAGCUACAGCUGGAACACGGACCAGGAUGAGGACCAGGACCCCAUGGAGGCCACCGAUGAGGAAAUGUCAAACUUGGUAAAUUAUGUCCUUAAAAAGUUGAGAGAGGACCAAGUCCAGAUGGCCGACUAUGCGCUUAAAUCAGCAGGGGCCUCUAUUGUGGAAGCCGGGACCUCAGAAAGUUACAAAAAUAAUAAAGCAAAACUUUACUGGCAUGGGAUUGGGUUCUUAACUUAUGAGAUGCCUCCAGAUAUUAUCCUCCAGCCGGACGUCCACCCUGGGAAGUGCUGGGCCUUCCCAGGUUCCCAGGGUCACGCCCUGAUCAAGCUUGCCAGGAAGAUCGUGCCAACCGCCGUUACCAUGGAGCACAUCUCAGAGAAGGUGUCUCCCUCAGGGAACAUCUCCAGCGCACCCAAGGAAUUUUCUGUCUAUGGCAUCUCGAAACAGUGUGAGGGAGAAGAGAUUUUCCUAGGUCAGUUCGUAUAUAACAAAACAGGAAGCACUGUUCAGACAUUCGAGCUCCAGAUGACGUCCUCCACGAGGGACGGUCCCGCCCGAGUGGGAGUGGGCUUCCUUCCCUGUAAGGCCCGUGCCUCCCCUCGUUCUGCAGGAGAGAAGAGCCAGGAAGGCACGAGCUUGGGGGAUCAGCAUAAACCUCGGCAAUGGUCCUUCCCGAUCCCAGGAGCCAGAGCUCGGCCUCCUUUUGGGACCCGAUGUCGUAAAGAAGCCCGUGUGGUCAGUGGCUCGGAUGCAGGGUGGAGGCUGAAGGAGAAUCAGGAAGAACAAAAUAGGGGGGAAACCAGAAGCUGAAGGAGAGGAGGACAGAUGUCAGCAUCCGGAGCCUUCGCGGGGACCCAACGUCCUUUCCCAGGAGGGGCCCCCCCUCUGUAGGUGCUUCCCGCCACCCUGCGCUCCCCAUCGGCACCCACAGGCACAUCCCCGGGCCUCCAGCACCUCUGCAGCCGUGGUUUGUAGCGUCCUCCGUGUGUCCUACCGGGGACCCCAGCGUCGUGUCUGUAACCAUCUGGCU